Molecule: messenger RNA, 1434 nt
Organism: Miscanthus lutarioriparius
Lineage: Eukaryota; Viridiplantae; Streptophyta; Magnoliopsida; Poales; Poaceae
Source: the annotation of a GenBank genome assembly
AUGGGUAAUCACCUUGCACCGGCAUCGCGGCACCGACAGCCCAGUCCGGAUCCAGCAGCCAACAACGGAGGCCACAGCAGCGCGGCGUCGUCUAGCGGCGACGACGUCGACAUCGACGUCCCGGCCCUGCCACAAGACGUCCUCUUCGACAUCCUGCUGCGUCUCCCCGGCAAGCAGCUCUGCCGCCUCCGCGCCGUCCGCCGGUCGUGGCGCUCCGUGCUCUCCGACCCGCUCUUCGUCGCCGCCCACGCGGGCCGCAACCCGGAUCUCCUCGUCGCGGCGGCGGACGUGGACCUCCUGUACGACGCGGCUGCGUCCGGCCGCCGGGUCGUAGGGCGGCGCCCCCGCGUGCUCGACCCGGACAACGGCGCCGAGUCCCUCCUGCCGGACCACGUCGACCACCACGGCGAACCCGACACCUUCUUCGUUCUCGGGUGGGCGGCGGCGGCGACCUCCAUGGGGGGCAAAGGAGGAGGGUACAAAGUGCUCAACAUCACGCUAGACUUCGUUCUCGGGUGGGCGGCGGCGGCGGCCUCCAUGGGGGGCAAAGGAGGAGGGUACAAAGUGCUCAACAUCACGCUAGACCGUGGACGCCACGUGCAGCGCUGCAAGGUGCUGACACUCGGCGUCGGCGGCGUCGGUGGCGGCGUGUGGAGGAAGGCGCCGAACACGCCGCUCGACGUCAAACGUGAACCGUGGUCGGCGGCGGUCGCCAACAGAGGGGUGGUCUACAUCGUGGCAUGCGGCCGCCGCAUCCGGGCGGAGUGGAUCGCGGCGUUCGACCCCAGGACGGAGCGGUGGCGGCGGGGGCUCAUCCGAGUCCCGCCGAGCAACGCGCUGUCAAGCCUCCUGACGGAGACGGGAGGCCGCCUCGUCGCAGCCUCCGGCUCCUUCUCCUACGCCUCCGCCAUGCACCUGUGGCGUCUCGUGGGCGGCGAAGACGACCCGGAGGCCGCCGUCUGGCACAAGAUGUGCACGAUUAUUGGCACCGUAGACUCCAAUGGCAACGUCCAUGUAGUAGGACAUGCGCGCCACAUCCUCGAAACCCUUGGUUCUCGGAUCAUACACCCGCAGCACCCAGUUUUUGUCACCGGCCGCACUGACGAGAAGCAGGGAACCGUGCAACUGCACAGGCGACCACACCAGGAAGGCGAUCCUCCCGCCGUCGAGCACCCACGGGGGCAUCGCGAUGUCGAAUCUCUCAUGGUGGCCGCCGCGCUGUAUCCGCGACAUGUGCACCGUGCACAUCUUGUGCCAGACGGCGGCCUCCGGGUCGUCUUCGCCGCCCACGAGACGCCACAGGUGCACGGCGGAGGCGUAGGAGAAGGAGCCAGAGACCGCGACGAGGCGGCCUCCUGUCUCCGUCAGGCUGGACAGUGCGUUGCUCGGCGGGCCUCGGAUGAGCCCCCGCCGCCACCGCUCCGUCCGGCCUGA